AAAACCAAAAACCUAAAAAACAGAGAAGGGCAUGGUGGGGCCCAGCGACAGACGAGGAGAAAGCUUCCUUGUUUUCUUGGCUUGGAAUUGAAGUGAUAUGAAUAGUCCGGCAGUUGGAACCCAUGCAUCAUCCUCCCCUCCCCCGGAAAACAUGACGCCCAUCCUGCAAAACCUGACACACACCCCUCUAUCCGGUUAGGUUGACCAUUGACCGGCGGCGCUACCACCACUCCUUAGUCGUAGAAAAAGUCUCCUGUCCCUUUCCCAUCCUCCCACUUGUCAUUACACUAUCACUAUCCAUCCAAAACCAACACCAUUCCCUCUACUAAAAACCAGGGAAGAGAGAUAGAGAGAGAAAGAGAGAGAUAUUGCUAGCGCACAUACACCAUACAACCCCAACCACUGCUCCUACUCCAACUAUCUACCUCACAAAACGCAUAAACACCCACUUUCUAUAUAUGCACUUUAUCUUCUCCUCUUCUACUCUUCUCUCUCUCCAUGGCUGUCGUGAUGGACCAACAGCAGAUCUUCAAACACUAUUGUAGGAUCUGCAAAAAGGGAUUUGGGUGUGGGAGAGCUCUUGGAGGCCACAUGAGAGCCCAUGGGAUUGGAGAUGAGGUGGGCCAUGCUGAUGACGAUGAUCACGCCAGCGACUGGGAAGACAAGCUCGGCGGGAACCCACAGGCAGGGAGUAAGAGGAUGUACGCGCUCCGCACCAACCCCAACCGGCUGAAAAGCUGCCGGAGCUGCGAGAAUUGUGGAAAGGAAUUUGUGUCGUGGAAGUCGUUUCUCGAACAUGGGAAGUGUAGUUCCGAUGACGCAGAGUCGCUCAUGUCGGAACCAGCUGGAUUGGAAGGUGAUGAUGGGGUGGAGAGGAGAGAGUGCGUGGGAUGGUUGAAGGGGAAGCGAUCGAGACGGGUUCUCAAAGUAGGGAAUUUGAGUUACAAUUGCUGCCCGUCGAGCGAGGAAGAAGAACUGGCUCAUUGUUUGGUGAUGCUAUCAGCUGCACAGGUCGAUCCGUUAGUGGCUGAGACGGAAGAAUCAUGCGCGUCAGCUAGUAAGGAGGAGGAACGGCAACGAAACAGCCCAGGCAUUGUAGCAAACAUGAGCCGGACACCACCCGAAAAAGCGAAAGCGGCUGUUAGAGGGGUGUUUGAGUGUAAGGCUUGUAAGAAGGUUUUCAAUUCUCAUCAAGCACUCGGGGGACACAGGGCUAGCCACAAGAAGGUUAAGGGCUGUUUCGCUGCGAGGCUUGAUGAUCUGGAUGAGAGUAAUAUCGAGGAAGAUGUGAUCACACAUGAUGAUUUUUCAAUUCUGUCGAAGACGGCGAUCGUGCCAUUUGAUCAUGCAGUCCAUAACAUUCCGAUGAUGGCUUCUAAGAGGAAGUCCAAAGUGCAUGAGUGCUCUAUAUGUCACCGGAUCUUUGCAUCUGGGCAAGCGCUUGGUGGGCACAAGAGGUGUCAUUGGGUCACUUCUAAUUCACCCGACGGUCCUAUUGCCAAGCUUCAUCACCUGCAAGAUCAUGCUCAGCACCUCCAUCAACGGGCUAAGUUCAGUAAAUCUGAGCCGCUCGAUCUUAACCAGCCCGCGCCAAUCGACGACCACAAUGGAGUCCGGGCCGACAAUGAAAGGCCAUUGAAUUUUGAAGUACCUAUGGCUCUUUAUUUACAACAGUGGAUAGGGAUGAAUUCCAAUAGCAACCACAACAACAACAACAACACCGGCAACAACAACAACAACAACAACACCACCACCAGCAACAACAACGAAAACAACCACAACAAAUGCCCCAGCAAUAACGACAACAACAACAACAACAACACCAACAACAAUGUAUCCACUUCUAUGUUACAUGUGGAUGAUGAAGCUGAUAGUAAAAUCAAGAUAGCAAAGCUAAGUGAUCUAAAGGACAUGAACAUGAGUAGUGGUUCUUCUCCAUGGCUACAAGUGGGCAUUGGUUCAGCUGCUGAUGGUAGCAAUGAUCCAUGAGAGGAUUUAAAUCAAAACAAGGUCAUGAAAACACCUUUUUUUUUCUUCUUCUUCUUCUUUUUGUACCAAGAAACUGUAAUUAUGAUUCAAGAAGCCCAAAUCCUUGAUUUUUAUUUUUUCCCUUUUUGGUGUAAUUUUUUUAUGGGUCUUAACAAAAAGCCCUGUCUUUGAUUCCUGAUUCGAUUUUCAGGAAAUCGUUUUGAAUAAAAUUCGAUUUUUCGUGUGUAAUUGUGGUCCUCUAUGGUUAGGUAAAAAAAAAAAAAAAAACCAGAGUUAUGUAGAAGCAGAGCAGUUGCUUGGAGAGUGUAGUGGUUUGGUUUUUUGCUGAAGGUGAAAUUUUCCUCCGUUCUAUGC
Molecule: messenger RNA, 2343 nt
Organism: Magnolia sinica
Lineage: Eukaryota; Viridiplantae; Streptophyta; Magnoliopsida; Magnoliales; Magnoliaceae
Product: zinc finger protein ZAT9-like
Exons: 1
Coding region: 499-1989 (496 amino acids)
Source: RefSeq, a predicted model, not a curated record